Messenger RNA from Drosophila sulfurigaster albostrigata, 1946 nucleotides. RefSeq names its product dnaJ homolog subfamily C member 11. The transcript is spliced from 6 exons. The coding region runs from base 198 to 1814 and encodes 538 amino acids. The record is from RefSeq and is a predicted model, not a curated record. Gene Ontology annotation, biological process: cristae formation. Lineage: Eukaryota; Metazoa; Arthropoda; Insecta; Diptera; Drosophilidae.
UCCAUCACACGUGUUGUUAUUAUUGCGUAAAGUAGGAGUAGAAAAAUAAUAGUUUCAAAAUUUUCACCAAAAUUAAAUCAUAUAACUACGGUUCGACCGAUGCUGCUGCUGUUAUCGCACAGCCGCCAGCACACAAGACUCUCUGAGCGUUAUCUUUCGGUUAGACAAGUGUAGAAAGCGGGCGGCAUUUAUUAAUUAUGGCAUCCGACAAUGAAUCCGACGCCGAACUCGAUGAGAACUAUUACACAUUUCUCAAUUUGCCGCGAGAUGCAACGCAGGAGCAAAUUAACAGCGCUUACCGCAAGCAAAGCCGCAUUUAUCAUCCGGAUAAACAUCAGGAUCCGGAGAGCAAACAAAAGGCCGAGAUGAUGUUUAAUCGUACGAAACGCGCCUAUGAAGUGCUCUCCGAUCCCCACCAGCGUGCCAUCUACGAUUCGGUGGGCGAGAAAGGUCUGAAAACGGAGGGCUGGGAAAUUGUGCAUCGAACCAAGACGCCGGCAGAGAUCAGGGAAGAGUACGAGCGUUUGGCACAAGCUGCAGCCGAACGUCGUAUGCAACAACGCACAAAUCCUCGCGGCAACAUCACGAUCAAUGUAAAUGCUACAGAAAUAUUCACUCCCUACGAUGAGUCCGAGAUGCCGCGCGUGGAGAUCGGCUCCAUGAGUAUUGCCCAGUCCAUUGAGGCGCCCAUCACGCGAAAGGAUAUGAUUGUGAUGAGCGGCAAUCUGUAUUCCAGCAAUGGCACCGGCAACGGCGGCUUCAUGAUUGCCGGUCGACGACUCCUCAAUAAGGGCUGGCUAGAGAUUUGCCUCGGAGCCGGUAAUGGCUUCCUCUUGGGACUUAAGGGUGGACGCACGCUUACGUCGAAGGUAUCGGUGAAUGGAGGGACAAACAUGAAUUUCCAGGAGAAUGGCGUGAUACCCGCCGUGUUUUCCACACUGGCUGUGCAGCUGGACAAGCACACGAUUGGCAGCUUGACGCUGAAUGCGGGACCACAGUCAUCAAUGACCACGCAAAUUGAUCACUCCACUGAUCAACAUGCGAUCAGCACAUCCUUUGUCCUGGGCACUCCACAUAUCUACUUUACUAUGUCGUAUACUCGCAAGAUGCUAGAGAACGAGAUGAAGCUGAAGUUGUCCGCCAAAGUGGGCACCUUUGGCUUCAUGGGCGAGUAUGGCGUGGAAAAGAAGGUUUCCAAAUACAGCUCUUUGGUCGCCACCGUCUCCAUUGGAGUGCCCUCCGGUGUUAUCCUGAAGCUGAAAAUAAUUCGGUCAAAUCAAUCGUAUGUGUUCCCAAUACAUCUGAGUGAUGAAAUUGUGCCCGCUGCUGUAUUCUAUGCUUCAGUGACGCCAAUAAUUGCGUGGUUCUUUGUGAAGAAGGCCAUCAUGGAUCCAAUGGAAGCGGAUCGCAAGAGCAUUGAAGUGGAGCGCUCAAAGCGUCAGAAUGAGCAGCGACUUGUUGCCAAGAAACUGGAGGCAAUGGCAGCCAUACAUUUGAUGCAGAGCACCUAUAAUCGGAUCACAAACGAGGAGCAGGCACGCAAGGGUUUGAUCAUCACAAGAGCCAUCUAUGGUUGCUUAAGCGAAAAUAGUACGCAAUUUAAGCCGGAGGCAUCACACGAUGUAACAAUUCCGAUACAGUGUCUAGUCAGAGACGGCAUACUACAGUUGUACGAGUCCUCAAAGAGCGAUUUACCUGGCUUCUUUGAUCCGAGUUUAGGAGACGACAAGAUCUUACGUAUAGAAUAUACAUUUAAUGAUGUACCUAAGACAAUUAAUGUAAAGGACAAUGAACCAGUACGACUGCCAGGAUAAUCGAUGAAAGCGCCCCAAUUGCUAAUUUGUAUAAAUCUUCAGUCUUGUGUUAAAAUUGUUUUUAUAAUUCGUCGUAGUAGCCGUACAAACAUACAAAAUAUACCUACCUAUUGAUAUUGAUAGGCAAAUUUA